CAUAUGAGAUAAGCCGCCUCUUCCGAGUAACAGAGAAAGAGAGAAAGAGAGAUUUUUGCAGAGAUGGCUCCCAAGACACCACGAUCGACCAGGAACCCGGAAUUGAUCCGAGGAGUCGGAAAAUUCUCACGUUCAAAGAUGUACCACAAGAGAGGACUUUGGGCCAUCAAAGCUAAGAACGGCGGAUCAUUCCCUCAACACGACAAGAAACCCGUCGAAGUCGUGCCUUCCGUGAAGCCACCCAAGUUCUAUCCCGCUGACGAUGUCAAAAAGCCCAUCGUUAACAAGCGUAAACCCAAACCCACCAAGCUCAGAGCGAGUAUUACUCCUGGGACUGUCUUGAUUGUUUUGGCUGGAAGGUUCAAGGGGAAGAGAGUUGUGUUUCUAAAGCAGCUAACUUCUGGUCUACUUCUUGUUACCGGGCCAUUCAAGAUCAAUGGUGUUCCUCUGAGACGUGUGAAUCAGGCUUAUGUGAUUGGUACCUCAACCAAGAUAGACAUUACUGGAGUAAAUGUUGAAAAGUUUGAUGACAAGUACUUUGGAAAGAAGACUGAGAAGAAGAAGAAAAAGGCAGAAGGAGAGUUCUUUGAAGAAGAAAAAGAAGAGAAGAAUGUCAUUUCUCAGGAAAAGAAGGAUGAUCAGAAAUCUGUAGAUGCAGCUCUUCUACAAACUAUUGAUGGAGUUGCUGAUUUGAAGUCAUAUUUGGCCUCUAGAUUCUCACUCAAGGAAGGCAUGAAACCCCAUGAGCUUGUCUUUUAAAUUGUAAGGUAACAAUGAAUCCUAGAGGAGGACAACUGUUAUCUUUGUAUUGUGUUGAUUUGAACUCUAGCAGGGUUUUGGAAGUUUUGUUAUUAAAGAUUAUAUCAAGUUAUUUUUUUUUCCUAUGUGUUCUAGUUGGAAUAUAUUUUGGGUCUUCACCUUAUUUAUAAGUACUCUAAUGAUAUUUUCAAUGGUUCAACAUC
Molecule: messenger RNA, 962 nt
Organism: Impatiens glandulifera
Lineage: Eukaryota; Viridiplantae; Streptophyta; Magnoliopsida; Ericales; Balsaminaceae
Product: 60S ribosomal protein L6-like
Exons: 4
Coding region: 64-759 (231 amino acids)
Biological process (GO): cytoplasmic translation; ribosomal large subunit assembly
Cellular component (GO): cytosolic large ribosomal subunit; ribosome
Molecular function (GO): RNA binding; structural constituent of ribosome
Source: RefSeq, a predicted model, not a curated record